Molecule: messenger RNA, 2070 nt
Organism: Sorghum bicolor (sorghum)
Lineage: Eukaryota; Viridiplantae; Streptophyta; Magnoliopsida; Poales; Poaceae
Product: alkane hydroxylase MAH1
Exons: 1
Coding region: 218-1783 (521 amino acids)
Molecular function (GO): monooxygenase activity; oxidoreductase activity, acting on paired donors, with incorporation or reduction of molecular oxygen; heme binding
Source: RefSeq, a predicted model, not a curated record
AAAUUAUGUUCUUUUUUUCACAUGGCUGGUCUGGUGCAAUGCAACCUCAAAACCACAAUAUCCAGUCCUCAGUCCUAGGAUAUUUCCAACCUCAUCUUCACUGGUAUUAGAAGCCUCUAGCAUACGUUCGCAUGAUCGAUUCCCAUAGCCAUUGGCAGUUGAGUUCUCCUCCACUGUUCUGACUUGUACAGAAGCAUAGGCAAGCAAGAGGCAACCAAUGGCGUCGUCGCCGUCGGUCUCCUUCCUCGAGCUCUGUCUCUCCUUCCUCUGCUUCGUGGUCUUCUACUACUUCCACAUCAGGUCCAAGCGGAAGAACCCUGUCAUCCCGCUGGACUGGCCGUUGGUGGGCAUGCUCCCGGCCCUCCUCGGCAACCUCCACCACCUCCACGACUGGAUCACCUCCCUCGUGGUCGCCAGCCCACUCAACUUCCUCUUCACAGGCCCGCCGCGCUCCGGCAUGCAGUUCUUCGUCACCGCCGACCCUGCCAACGUCCGCCACGUCUUCACCUCCAACUUCGCCAACUACCCCAAGGGCCCCGAGUUCGAGGAGAUCUUCGACAUCCUCGGCGGCGGCAUCUUCACCGCCGACGGCGAGUCGUGGCGCCGCCAGCGCGCCAAGGCGCAGCUGCUCAUGUCCAGCGCCCCGUUCCGCGCCUUCGUGUCCCGGUACAGCCGCGCCAAGGUGGACACCGCGCUGCUCCCGCUGCUCUCCCACUUCGCCGCCACCGGAGACGCGUUCGACCUCCAGGACGUGUUCCUCCGGCUGACGUUCGACACCACGACGACGCUGGUGUUCGGCGUCGACCCCGGGUGCUUGUCCGUCGGCCUGCCGGAGGUGCCGUUCGCGCGCGCCAUGGACGACGCCAUGAACGUGCUCCUCCUCCGCCACGUCGUCCCGAUGACGUGGUGGAAGCUGGCAAGGAGGCUGCGGAUUGGGCACGAGCGAAAGAUGGCGGAGGCGUGGCGCACCAUCGACCAGUUCGUCGCCGACACGAUCGCCAAGCGGCGCGCCGAGAAGGCGAGGCACGGCAUCAGGGACUCGGCUGACCUGCUCUCGUCCUACAUCAACGACGACGGCGAGGACACUGCGGCGGUGGACGCGUUCCUGCGCGACACGACCAUCAACCUCAUGCUGGCCGGCCGCGACACCACGGGCUCGGCGCUGUCCUGGUUCUUCUACCUCCUGACGCGGAACCCGCGCGUGGUGUCCAAGAUACGGCAGGAGCUGGAGUCCGUCAAGACGACGAAGAGCAGCACCCCGGAGCGGGACGACGGCGGCGGCAUGGGCAUGGUGACCUUUGACGACCCGGAGGAGCUGAGCCGGCUGACGUACCUGCACGCGGCGCUGUGCGAGUCGCUGAGGCUGUACCCGCCGGUGCCGCAGGAGCUGAAGGAGGCGGUGGCGGCGGACGUGCUGCCGAGCGGGCACGAGGUGCGGCGCGGGGACAAGAUCCUGGUGUGGCUGUACGCGAUGGGGAGGAUGGAGGACGUGUGGGGCAGCGACUGCCGGGAGUUCAGGCCGGAGCGGUGGAUCGCGGAGGACGGCGGCAGGGUGCGGUACGUGCCGUCGUACAAGUUCAUGUCCUUCAACUCGGGGCCCCGGACCUGCCUCGGCAAGGACAUGGCGUUCGUGCAGCUCAAGGCGGCGGCGGCCGCCGUGCUCAGCAACUUCGACGUGGAGGCGGUGCCGGGGCACGUCGUGGAGCCCAAGCUGUCCAUCAUACUUCACAUGAAGAAUGGCUUCAUGGCAACGGUCAAGAGAAGGCGCCAGGCGCUUGCUUAGCUUCAGAAUAAUUACAUCUGAGAUCGAUCGGCGUAUACGUACGGUCCUUUGUUAUGUGUGUCGGUAAUCAAACUAUGAGAUGGUGAUGAUCGGUGCUGUUAACUCUCGUAUGUAUGUCGUACUACCGCACUCUAUCAGUAGCGCGUGUCCACACUCCACAGUCGGUACUCGGUACGUUAACUCACAUGUGCUAGCUAUGUAGUAGAAGGUGCAAGAACAGGUACUCAUCGUGCUGCCUACGUGUACAACGCUCCGUUGGUCGUUGAAAGCUAGUGUUAUUACGUGUA